Molecule: messenger RNA, 2464 nt
Organism: Planococcus citri (citrus mealybug)
Lineage: Eukaryota; Metazoa; Arthropoda; Insecta; Hemiptera; Pseudococcidae
Exons: 2
Coding region: 318-2297 (659 amino acids)
Source: RefSeq, a predicted model, not a curated record
AAUACUUUAUUUAUUUUUGGAUUCAGUUAGUUUUUAAAAUGAGUUUUUAGAUGUACUUUUUGAGAUGAUGAAAUUUUAGUAAAACGUGGUUUUUAAAAGGAUAUUUUUACAGCAUCUUUGUUUUUAUUUUUUUAAACAUCCUCUUAAUGCAAUUUACUUUCAAUGACUUCGUGAACACCAACAUUAUUGUGGCUUAAUUAAGCAGGUUGAAGCGGAUAUAAUGAGAUAUUAUAAGAUCAAAUAAUCAUUUUUCUUCCUCGUUAUGGAUACGAUUUGAUGUGUGCGAUUGAAAUUGAACCUGUAGUCAAGAACCAGAAAUGGCUGAAAUAUCAUCCGACCAGGACCACGUCCAUAAUGCUGCUCAAUCUACUCUCGCAACCCUGAAAGAAUUAUCAGCGAUCGUCGUUGCUCUGAAGAUAUGGCGCUGCGAUAUGAAUAAAUAUCGAACGAAUGACAAAUUGGAAAAAUUCAAUCCAAAAAAACUACCAAUAUUAAGAACAAAAAAUCCUGAUUUACCAACCGCCAUCGAUACCAUGAUCAGAAAAUAUGCUUCAGAAUUUGGACUUUCCGUAGAUAAGUGGCUGAAAGAGCAUCACAAAAGAGUACUGCAUUGCCAUUACGGUCAUCGAAAUUAUAUUUUGGAAGACUUCGACGACUUCGUAUGUGAUUACGAAGGCGAUAUUGAUUAUACUAAGACAGCCGAACGUAUGAUGCGUUGCGAUAAAUUUGGCCAAGUCGAGAAAUUUAAAAUAUCUUGUACAUAUUUUUUCGAAGACAACGUCAGACGACUUUGGCCAUCUAUACGCAAAAAGAUAGGCAGGGGCUGUAUUAAUUUUCGCAAUUGCCCCGAAUUGUAUUAUUGGAUUUGCUGCCUUAGAAAUGAAUUAAAUAACAUACCAAUCAACCGCAAUGCGGGAAAUGAUACUGUCGACGAAGAAAUGCUAGACCAUUGUAUGCCUUACAAUAGAUCAUCUGUGGAAUAUUUUUGGAAUCGUAUACCUUACCAAAACCAAGUUCAAAAAGCUUUGCGACUUCAUAAGCGUGAAAUGGUAACAUUUAUUAAAUUCAUUUUACCAAAAUUCGAUGCUCUACAGCUCGAUGAAUUUGUCAAUAACGAAGAUUGUGAUCUGAUGCAUACUCUGUUGAAACAUGGUCGUCUUAAUGAAAGAUUGAUAGGUCAAACUUGGAUGCGCAUAAGAAAUAUAAUCAACGAACAGACUUUCACCAAACUAUUCGUAGAUAUGUUUGAAUUUUAUAGGGUUGAGCUGCAACUCCGAGCGAUGGAUAAGAGUCAAUUAUCUGAGAAUUGGGUCUAUCUAUGUCGCGAAAUAUGGCACAGUGCUCCGCAUGGUUUGAGGAGUUCGGCCAUUGAGAAUAUAUCAUCCGACGCCAACUUCUGGCGUGCAAUGAGUUGUGAUUUUAUUUCCGAGUGCUUAUUGACUGUGCUAACGUGCGCAACUACCCAAGAGAGAAGCUUAUUUUGGAGUAAGUGCUGGCCUAAUUUGAUCGAAUUCAAAAAUGGCGAAGAAUUGCAGCAAAUAAUGGAAAUAUGUUUCGAAAACGGCGAUGCGAUUAUUCAAUACAAAGAGAACGUUAUGGCAACUAGUGAUCAUGUACGAGAUCUCUGCGAUUUGUUAUUGUCGAGGCCGGAUUUUGACAAAUUGAAUGAUUUUGUGAAUUUUUGUUUUCCUAACGAAGAUGCAGCGAGACUUUUCAAGCGUCAGUCGCUAGAGUCAAAUUUCCUCCGUAGAAACCCUGUUCUUCAUAAAAACCAUUUUGGUCAAGCAGCAAAAUUCAACAAAUUCAUCAACGAUACCUAUAACAACACUACUCUCGCUACAAAUUUUAAAAAUCAUCUGUUGUCUCUGCCUGUGAUACGAUAUUUUACGCCUCAAAAUGGGGGCUUUGUACUCGUAAUCAUUAGGUUUGAGCAGUUAAUUGAAUUCGUGGAAUUUAUCGAAACGUUUGUUUCAACCGAACGAAAGCUGAAAAGGAUAAAAAAGUUGGUAAUAGAUCAUUGGAAGACAAAUGAAUUUAUUGUCAAGUAUGCCUGUAUAUAUGAUUUUAAUCACGAAUGUUGCCGUUCCCUUGAUCAGUUUUUGUUGUGGUGUUUGGGAAGUGAUGAAGAAGUUGGAAAAUUUAAGCAAACCUAUGUCCAACGCUGGUUUUUGGGAAGUGAUGCCCAAUACUCCGGUGUUAGUCGCGUGUAUUACCAUAACUUUGAUAAUUUUUUUUCGUGGUGUUUGGGAAGUGAUGAGAAAGUUGUAAAAUUUAAGCAAACCCUUCGAACAUUCUGAGCAAUUUGGAAUCAUUAAACCAACAUGAAAAUGCUAUUGUGCUGAGAUGUUUAUUUUUAAUGUUUUAUGAUCCAUUUGAAUAAUUAUAAAUAAUGAUGAACUCCUAUUAUUGUUAUAGAUCGCUAUGGUGUUUUUAGUACUUACCUAAGUAAAGUUGAUUCAAUUCA